Molecule: messenger RNA, 1125 nt
Organism: Symbiodinium natans
Lineage: Eukaryota; Dinophyceae; Suessiales; Symbiodiniaceae
Source: the annotation of a GenBank genome assembly
AUGCACGGAGCUCCGACGCCGCUCGCAGCAGGCAAGGGUACGAAGGGCCCCCCGCCGCCUGCGGGCAUCCCCCCAUCGUGGGCCAAAGGCAAAGGUGGGUAUGCCCCGCAGCCAGGCAAGGGCAAGGAAGGCUCAAGCGGCCCGAGUGGAGCAGGGACAUGGGACUCGGCGCCUAGUCGUCGGCCUUCGGUUCCAAAGCGACCAACAGGCAGAUCGAGAUUUGUGCCAGGGGCGUGUGCUGACAGGCAUGCGUGUGCGCCCAAAGGGCAGGGAACGUCACGGGCUGCCAAGCCGACCAGGGGUGUCCGCAACGACGCCCAGGACUUGUACCACAUGCCCUUGUACGACAAGCAGGACUUUCUCCACCAACUGGACCGGCGCCAGUUUAACAACACUGUCAUCCAGGCAAUGGACAAUACCGAUCUCACAGUUUCUUGGAUAGCUAUUCAGUUUGCCACUGAGGUGGUCGCCUGGCUUGGGGGAAUUGACCCAAGCCACAAGCCUCGCGGUUCUUUCAUGUCUGGCUUGUUGGACAAUGUCUACCUGCGCAUCGACAAUGGUGAGCUCAGUCCAAGCAUGAAUUCCAAGAUGAUCCUGGCCAGGAUCCGCCACAUGAGAUCCGAACGCGACCGGGUGACUGCUAACCUUUCCGUCUACUGGCACGGGGACUACCAGGCCCUGACCAAUGGCACCUCGUCGGUGUGGCUUACCCCGGACCAGCGGCCGUACUUGUCGAACGGCAUCACCAAUCCCUGGGUUUCAGACUUCCUGGAAGUUGAAGAGGUGACUGAGUUUGAGCCUGGUGCCUUCACUCGCACGGAGGACGCAGGCCCACUUGCCGGAGCAAGUACAGGCCAACUGCCGAACGAGUACCACGUGCCGGGCACGCCUAAGAGCGAGGCGUCGGCCCUGGAGACCGAGUUUAUCGUUGUGUAUGACACACAGGAGAAGCCUCUCCUAGUGUCCGUCAGGGAUCCGGAGAAGGUGGCUGUCCUGAGCGAGGCCCCGGACUGGUUUGUGGAGAGGCAUCGCCUCAACAAGCGAGAGUUUGUCAGCUCGCCUCAGCUGGGCCUGAUGAUGUACGCUACUGGGUUUCUUCAGUCUAGCUUGGGGGGCCGGGUGUAA